Messenger RNA from Quercus robur (English oak), 2121 nucleotides. Its product is annotated as glutamyl-tRNA(Gln) amidotransferase subunit A, chloroplastic/mitochondrial. Gene Ontology annotation, cellular component: glutamyl-tRNA(Gln) amidotransferase complex. NCBI's taxonomy places the organism in Eukaryota, Viridiplantae, Streptophyta, Magnoliopsida, Fagales, Fagaceae. The coding region runs from base 121 to 1749 and encodes 542 amino acids. Gene Ontology annotation, molecular function: glutaminyl-tRNA synthase (glutamine-hydrolyzing) activity. The transcript has 10 exons. The record is from RefSeq and is a predicted model, not a curated record. Gene Ontology annotation, biological process: translation.
UAAUUUCAAAAUUGUAUUCAAUUUCCCAUUUUAUUUGUCUCCAACCCUCCCUUAUCAUCAUCCAUUUGCAUUACAUUUGCUCCCCUCUCUGCUCUGCUCUGCUCUCAGUAACAGAGCAAAAUGCUGGCCACACUCCAACCCCCACGCACCCUCUCCCGCUUCCCUCUCUACUUAACCUCACGCCCCGUCACUCUCUGCACUCUCACCGCCCAAUCCCCACCUUCCACGUCACCACCAACCCAACCCCCACACUCCCAAAUCCUCUCCAUCCGCCACUCCCUCCUCACCCGCCAAGUCACCGCCGUCCAACUCGCCGAGUCCCACCUCUCCCGCCUCCGGCUCACGGAGACCCACCUCAAGUCCUUCCUCCACGUCUCUGACUCCGACGUCGUUUUGCGGCAGGCCGCCCUCUUGGACCAGAGGAUCGCCAGUGGCGAGGAGGUGGGCCCGCUCGCCGGAGUGGUGGUCGGAGUCAAGGACAACAUAUGUACGGCCGAUAUGCCCUCCACCGGUGGGUCCCGCGUGCUCGAAGGGUAUCGGCCGGCGUACGAUGCGACGGCGGUGAGGAAGAUAAAGGAGUUGGGAGGCAUUGUGGUUGGGAAGACCAAUUUGGAUGAGUUUGGCAUGGGUAGCACCACUGAAGCCUCUGCUUUUCAGGUGACUGCAAAUCCAUGGGAUGUGUCUCGGGUGCCAGGUGGAUCAUCAGGAGGCUCUGCGGCUGCUGUUUCUGCUAGGCAGUGUGUUGUGUCACUGGGAAGCGAUACUGGUGGAAGUGUAAGGCAGCCAGCAUCAUUUUGCGGCGUUGUUGGAUUGAAGCCAACGUAUGGACGUGUCUCAAGAUAUGGACUGAUGGCGUAUGCGUCAUCGCUUGAUGUUAUUGGCUGCUUUGGUUCAUCAGUUGCUGAUACUGGGAUUCUUCUUCAUGCGAUUUCUGGCCAUGAUAGACUUGAUGCCACGAGUAGUAAGCGAGAAGUUCCAGACUUUGCAUCUCAAUUUGCUUCCAUAAAUUUGUUGGAAUCUAAACCAUUGAAGGGACUGAGGGUUGGUGUGAUACGUGAAACUCUUGAUGAAGGUGUUGAUACUGGAGUAAUUUCUGCAAUUCGUGGUGCUGCUUCACAUCUAGAAGAACUAGGAUGCUCUGUAACAGAGAUCUCAUUACCAUCUUUCUCCCUUGGGUUGCCUGCCUAUUAUAUUCUUGCAUCAUCUGAAUCAUCCUCCAACUUAUCUCGUUAUGAUGGUGUCAGGUAUGGGAACCAAGCUGUCGCUGACGAGCUAAACUCUCUUUAUGGGGAUUCUCGAGCUAAAGGAUUUGGUCCUGAGGUCAAAAUGAGAAUUCUUAUGGGAACAUAUGGCCUUUCUGCUGGUUAUUAUGAUGCAUAUUACAAGCAUGCCCAGCAGGUGAGGACCAUAAUACGGAAAAGUUUCAAGACAGCACUUGAUGAAAAUGAUAUCCUAAUUUCACCUGCUGCUCCAUCUGCUGCUUAUAAGAUAGGUGAGAAAAUAGAUGAUCCAUUGGCAAUGUAUGCAGGCGACAUCAUGACUGUCAAUGUUAACUUGGCAGGGCUACCUGCAUUGGUUUUGCCUUGUGGAUUUGUUGAAGGGGGAACGGCAGGCCUUCCAGUUGGUCUUCAGAUGAUUGGUGCAGCAUUUGAUGAGGAAAAGUUGCUCAAAGUUGGUCAUAUCUUUGAGCAGACUCUUCAAAAUUGCAGAUUUGUCCCUCCACUUAUAGAAGAUGACACUGCAUGGUAGCUACCAAUGAUCUUUGAUGAGGAUAAAGACAAUUUGUAAUGCCAUUGCAUCCAUUGAUUGGAGAAUUUUGAGUCAUCAUCAAUUUGCACAUGACAGUAUUCAGAGCCAGUAAUGCCUAGAUAAACUUCUGAUGAAGUAUUUUAGUAGUGGUAGUCAAAGAAUUAGACAAAAAUCAUGAUUUUGCCAAAUCUUCUUUGAUGAUGAAUAAAAAAAAGAAGCAAAAAUAGAUCAGCCCCUUAUCCAUGUUACCAUGAACCUUGAAAAUGUUCACUGUUUGAAAUUACAGCGUUAUAUGUAAAUUAAGUCAGAUUGAAUUUUGUACACCAGCUUCACUACAAAUGAUAUCAAACGUGCUAGGUGUGUUAUCUUGUU